AUGUCCUGGCUAUCGCAUUCGUUCAGCUCCAUAUCAUCCUUGGACAACUUGCUGCACCCCAGCUCGCUCGCAAUCAACGGCUCUCGUGUCUGUGGAGCACACCAGGUGCCACUGCAAUUCCCCGAACAUGGGGUCGGCAAGAGAAAAAUCAAACAAUUCAUCGGUGGCGAGCAUUGCGGCGAACGAGCCAGCACAGGGCAAGACGCACAGAUGCGCCCAGCGAAGACUUGGUCAUGUCGCCAAUCCUGUUCCAGCAGGAGCGCUGGGUGCACGGCACAACAGAUCAACAUCCUGGCGCGCUCGCCAUGCCGCACAAUCCUGGCCACCAUUUGCGUCGUUGGCAUCAGCGGCAUGCUCUCAUCUGGCUGUGCUACAUCCUCGUCUGCACGAGCGGCGUGCUCUGAUCAUCCAGCUGGUCUCCAAGUGAGCUUUGCCUGAAGGGUCCUGACUUCUUCUGGUAAAAGGGCAGGUGGCGCUGGUCUCUCGAAACCAGUGCUCAUUUACGAUCGGUUUCCAAGGCGAUGGAUACGAACGAUCUCCGCCUCGGACUGCUUCCCUGCGAACAAGAAGCUCCAAAUCGGGGUCGCGCUGAACUCACGGCUUCUCUUCACCGAACUCGCGCCUGGCGCGCCCGACAUGCCCUUGCCCCACUCGCUUUCCAUGAGACGCAGCCCCUGGGCCAGCGGCUCCCACGCCGCGGCCUCCCGCGACAGCAGCGACCGCAGGAGCUCGCCCUCCCCAGCCCUCCAGGACGACCUGCGAGGGAGUAGACGCCGCUCGGGACGGCGCCCUGGGUGGCGUUCUCUCCGGCGGACGCAGCAGGGGGGCGGGCAGCCCAUGGGGGCCCAGACCUCCGAAACGCAUCGAGACAAGCUGGGCGGCGGCCCCUCCAAUUGGGGAACAACUCUGGGGCGAAAAGCCGGUCCCCGGGAAGUGGCCCAGGGCUGGGGGGGCACCGUGCACU
Prorocentrum cordatum is the source of this 964-nucleotide messenger RNA. The record is from the annotation of a GenBank genome assembly. Lineage: Eukaryota; Dinophyceae; Prorocentrales; Prorocentraceae.